UCUAAAUAUGGAAUAAAGAUAUGGGCUGCAUGUGAUGCCAGGACAAGUUAUGCCUGGAACCUGCUGACGGUGUUCCCGAAAGGAGCCAGGGGAAGCGGGUGGUCCUGGAAAUGACUGCAGGUCUCCAGUGGCACAGCAUAACAUGUGACAAUUUCUGCAAUUUCUGCUCUUGGUCAGGAGCUGCUCCAAAAAAAAUGACCAUGUUGGGGACUGUCAGAAGGUACAAGCCUGAGUUACCCACUGCUUUACUCACUACCAAGGACAGGGAUUGUUUUUCCUCUAAAUCUGCCUUCACCGAUACACAGAUUUGUGUGUCCUACUGCCCGAAGAAAAAGAAGAAUGUGCUCCUGAUGACAACUCUGCACAGCGAUGCCUCUGUGAGUAUCAGGGGGGACAGGAAGCCCAAAACUGUCCUGGAUUACAACAGGAACAAAGGGGGAGUUGACAACCUUGAUGAGGUGACUGGCACAUACUCUUGUAAGAGGAUGACAGCACGUUGGCACAUGGUGUUCUUCAAUAUCCUAGAUGUGUCGGCCUACAAGGCGUUUGUGGUGUGGAUGGAGGUGAUUUCAGGCUGGAAGCAGGGGAAAUUCUUCAAGAGGAGACUAUUCCUAGAAGAGUUGGGGAAAGCCAUGGUGGCACCCCUCAUUCAAAGGCACAAACACCUUCCUCUAAAACCAUCCUCUGCUGGAUUGGUGAGAGAUAUACAAGGGAGCAAGAUCUACGGCCGCCAGAGACAGAAGAGACAAAAGGAAGAGGUGCAAUCUGUGUGCACCAAGGGAUGUCAAAACGAGCAUUAUGUACCAUAAAUGUACAUGCAGCAACCACCACGUAUUGUACAACAUGUGCAUGAGAACCCAAAAAAUGUAACCACCAUUGAUUGACAGAUUGUGAACGUUUUCAUGUUUUUGUUAUUGUUGGUAAUACUGUUAUUGUUACUGUUGUUAUUUAAUGUGUUCAGACAUUCAUUUUAUAAUAUGGUAAAGUUUUCAUAUGUUGUUUUGGAAAUGUCCUUUCUUUACUAAUAAAAUCAUACCGGUCAGUUUUGACCGGGAACACAACAGAUGUUAUUUUGUGCGACUUUUAAAAAAAAUGAACUGGUUUCAAAACAAAUGUUCUUGUUAAACAUUGACACAAGUAGUCUGUGAUAAAUAGCACAAUAUGUUUCAUCUGCAUAUUUGUUAUAGUCAAAAUAAUCCAUACAUUAUG
Messenger RNA from Oncorhynchus tshawytscha (Chinook salmon), 1209 nucleotides. RefSeq lists its product as uncharacterized. The record is from RefSeq and is a predicted model, not a curated record. The coding region runs from base 111 to 809 and encodes 232 amino acids. Lineage: Eukaryota; Metazoa; Chordata; Actinopteri; Salmoniformes; Salmonidae. The transcript is spliced from 2 exons.